Molecule: messenger RNA, 3345 nt
Organism: Symbiodinium sp. CCMP2592
Lineage: Eukaryota; Dinophyceae; Suessiales; Symbiodiniaceae
Source: the annotation of a GenBank genome assembly
AUGACAGAGAAAAGGUUCAUGACCUAUGCCAGGUCCGAGGAAGGCGGUGACCUCACGAAGAGCCAGGCUGAGAAAAAAUGGGAGGAGAUGUGGAACAGCAGGGAUUAUGUCAAGCGUGGCAAGAAAAUCGCCGUCCCGAUUGAGGAGGACCUGGUGGACUUUUCCGAGAUGGCAAGAAAGCGGGCUAUUGAAGGUGAGCAAAGGCUGAAUGCGAACAUGAGCGAGGAGGAAAUGCAAGGCAAGCUGGCGAACUUGGUCGCCUCGGGGGACGGCUCUUUGGGCGCGGGCUUGAGCAUCGGUUCCCUGGUUGACAGCUUGGCUGCCAGUGGUGGCGACGAAGGCGAUGGCGCCGCUUUGGCGGCGCAGAACAUCUUCAAUCAAGAGCUUCCCCUUCCGGAUCUGCAUGCCAUGGCAGCUGGGAGGUCCGCCAGCAGCAAGCAGCCUGCUGCCAGUCUCCGCCGCACCAGCUUUGGAAGCAACAAGUCGGGGACACCAGCGUCAGCCGCAGCUUCGGACGGCUCGGAUGAUGGCUCUGGGUCCGAUUCGGACGACUCGGAAGAGUCUCAGCCUGAGGCUCCGAAAAAGAAGGCGAAGCUUGGUGGGAAGGAGGGCCAGGGCCAGCCGGGUCAGGGUCAGGGAGGAGGCAAGCAGAAAUGGUUUGAUGUCGGCACUGAGAAGGCCAAGGCUGAGCGACAAGUCCGGGAAACAAGGCACCGCUCCGAAAGCAAGAUGAGGACCCAGUUGGCUGCAAUGAAAGCGCAGUUAGAUUUGAGCCGUGCCGCCAGUGUCACGAAUGUGGUGGAGCUGCACAUCGUGAUAUCUCGACAGCAAGCACUUCAGAUCAUCUUCAAUGGCACCGCGGAUGACUUUAAGAAGUCAGGUGUUGAUGCACGCAGUGUGCGCUCGUCCGGCUCAGCGAACGAGAAGGCCCUGCUGGCAGCAGGACCGUGCAGCAACUUCAAGGAGCUGGUCACGCUUUCCGGCUUCGAUGGGAUGAAGCUCCUUGCGGACGCCCGGACAGAGGCCGACAUCGUGCUGGCGUUGAAGCAGGUAAAAGCUUUCAGUCAGCACUGGGACGAGUUGAUUGCUUCGUGCAAAACUGCAACAGGGGAGCUCAAAAGAGCAACAGCCAGCGCCAACAGGGACCAGGGUGCCCGCAGUCAGGCCAUGGGGAGAGCCAAGGGAAAGGCGGCGGCGAAGGCGAAGGCAACCAAAGAAGGCAACCAUGCCUUCCAAAUCUUUGACAUCCUUCCUCAUUUUGACUUGUGUGACGUGGACGGAGGCCCGCACAUGGACAAGGAUCACAAUUUGUCACAGCCUUGGCUGUUCACCUGGGAUGUGGAGGACCUGCCUGAGGACGCGUGUCCGCUGCUAAAGCUUGUGCCUCUGAAGGAUGCGAAGAAGAACCUGACAGAGACUGACAAACCUUUGCCAUCGUUGGUGGAAGAGAUAGAAGCCUUCGAAAGGAGUUUCAAAAAGCGUGAUCUCCGACUUGUUGCUGGGAAGGGCCAGCAAUCAUGCAAGGAGACGACCGCGCAAGCUGUGAGGACGCAUUUGCUGGGCUUGUUUCCGAAGAACACCGUGUGCGGCAAAGACGACAUCGACCCAUGUCUCUUCCAAAACCUGAGGAAGUCGCAGGCGCUCGAUCCCGCGAUUUGGGGCUGUGUGAAGGGCCAUCGCAGCGUCAAGUUCGAACUGGGCGCACUCCCGUGUGUGCGAUUCUGGUUGCAAGGCGAGCGGUCCUGUGUUUGCUUUCGCGAGGAGGCAAUCUUGGAGUUUCUCAGGCACAAGCAGAAGCAAGCCAGUAAGAAGGGCCAGGGAUCUUCUGCUGAGCCACUGUUUUCAUCCCAUGCUGUGGCAUGGGCCACACAUGUGAAGCGCAGUGAGUUCGGUGAGUACCUCGAGUUUGUUGAGAAGAUGGAUACGCCACAGGUGUGGCACACUGUCUUCCAACCUCCAGCUGCAUUGUAUCUGCCAGCCGGAAUCAUCGUUGCAGAGUUCAAUGACGAGCAGGAAGACAACCUUGGAUUGAAGGUGUGCUUUGCGGUGCCCCGCGAUACGGCAGGCACGGCUGUGUGCAGGGCCUUGGUAGGUGAGGCCAAGGACCAAGGCAAGACAAUACCCGUCUUGAGCGAUCUUGUGUUGUACUCGGACACCAAGCAGAAGGAGUUUGUGGACGAGCUCCUGGCAGAAAAGGAGAAAGAAAAGAAGGAGGAGGAAGAGGAGGAGGAGGAAAGAAAGAAGACAGAAGAGGAGGAGAAGAAGCGCAUCAAGGAAGCAGAGGAAACCGAAGCCAAGGAAGCAGAAAAGAUGAAGCAGGAGGAGGAAGCAAGAAACAAGGCAGAGGAGGAGGAGAAGAUGCGCAUCAAGGAAGCAGAGGAAGCCAAACCCAAGGAAGCAGAGGCAGAGGACUCAGAGGAAAAGCGGAAGCAGGAGCAGGAAGCAGGAAAGAAGGCAGAGGAGGAGGAGAGGCGUAACGAAGCAGAGGAAAAGAGGAAGCAGGAGGAGGAAGCAGGAAAGAAGGCAGAGGAGGAGAAGAAGCGCAAGGAAGCAGAGGAAAAGAUGAAGCAGGAGGAGGAAGCAAGACAGAAGGCAGAGGAGGAGGAGAAGAAGCGCAUCAAGGAAGCAGAGGAAUUCAAAGCCAAGGAGGCAGAGGAGGAGGAGAAGAUGCGCAUCAAGGAAGCAGAGGAAGCCAAAGCCAAGGAGGCAGAGGAAAAGAAGAAGCAGGAGGAGGAGGAAGCAAGACAGAAGGCAGAGGAGGAGGAGAAGAAUCGCAUCAAGGAAGCAGAGGAAGCCAAAGCCAAGGAGGCAGAGGCAAAGAGGAAGCAGGAGGAGGAGGAAGCAAGACAGAAGGCAGAGGAGGAGGAGAAGAAGCGCAUCAAGGAAGCAGAGGAAGCCAAAGCCAAGGAGGCAGAGGCAAAGAGGAAGCAGGAGGAGGAAGCAGGAAAGAAGGCAGAGGAGGAGAAGAAGCGCAAGGAAGCAGAGGAAGCCAGAGCCAAGGAGGCAAAGGCAAAGAGGAAGCAGGAGGAGGAAGCAGGAAAGAAGGCAGAGGAGGAGAAGAAGCGCAAGGAAGCAGAGGAAGCCAGAGCCAAGGAGGCAGAGGCAAAGAGGAAGCAGGAGGAGGAAGCAGGAAAGAAGGCAGAGGAGGAGGAGAAGAAGCGCAAGGAAGCAGAGGAAGCCAAAGCCAAAGCCAAGGAGGCAGAGGCAAAGGCAAAGAGGAAGCAGGAGGAGGAAGCAAGAAAGAAGGCAGAGGAGGAGGAGAAGAAGCGCAAGGAAGCAAAGAAGCAGGGGGACCAAAGCAAGAAAACUGAGGACCUGAAGCGCAAGGCAGCAACACCCAAGUAA